Nomascus leucogenys (northern white-cheeked gibbon) is the source of this 707-nucleotide messenger RNA. RefSeq names its product peroxisomal biogenesis factor 39 (gene PEX39). Lineage: Eukaryota; Metazoa; Chordata; Mammalia; Primates; Hylobatidae. The record is from RefSeq and is a predicted model, not a curated record.
UUCUGCAGGGAGCUGGUCAGAAUUCUCAAGUGCUCCCCCAGUUCUGGGCCGGCUUGGUACGGUCUACAGCCCCCCUUUCCUUUCCCCACCUGCCCCAUGGUGGUUGCACCCAUUCCGCCCGGAAGUGCUCGCUUCCUCGCACUGCACGCCGGUGAGGCUUCGCGACCCGAAAUGGAGCGUCCCCGCAGUCCCCGAUGCUCGGCCCCGGCCCCAGCCUCAGCUUCGGUUACCCUGGCGCAGCUCCUGCAGCUGGUCCAGCAGGGCCGGGAACUCCCGGGCCUGGAGAGACGCCACAUCGCGGCGAUCCACGGCGAACCCACAGCGUCCCGGCUCCCGCGGAGGCCCAAGCCCUGGGAGGCCGCGGCUUUGGCUGAGUCCCUUUCCUCUCCAACCCUCAGGAUAGGAACGGCCCCGGCGGAGCCUGGCUUGGCUGAGGCAGCGACUGCACCUUCUUCAUGGCAUACAGUGGGCUCCUGAGGUUCCAGGUCCUUUGCGGCGGCGAUCUGGAGGGCGUGGCUACAGGACCCCGGAUGCCAUUCCGUUACUCAUCUUUUAUGCUUUCGUCCUGACCUGUCUCAACUGGACUUGCUCCUGCAAUCACCAUGGGGGUUUUGCAUUUGCAUUUCUGGACCAUGUUACAGUUAAGAAAAAUCCUGUUUCAGCCCUUAUAUGUAACAAAAUAUGUAAUAAAAUAUUUUAUAAUGUAA